AUGUUUGGCACUACUAAUCAUAUCCCACCAUUAACUCUUGAAUCUCAUUCUCGUCAUCAUAUUAGAAACCACGCAAUUUCAAAUUCAAAUUUACUUCUAUUACCUUCAACUUCAUCAUCGAAUCAACAUGGAUCAACCAUUAAGGCAUUUCCAAGUUUAUCUGUACUUGAAAACUAUUCCCAUAAUUCAGAAAAUCAUCAUCAGAAAUCAAUCCCAAAAAUCAAAUCUCUUGGUAAAAUCGAUAUUAGAUCACCUAUCUUACCUCGGAAUUCAUCAUCAUUUUUAACUCCAGGUAAUAAUUCAGUAUUUGCCUUGGAUCAAGUCAUAAGUAAUAUAAAUGAGCAAACUUCGCUUUAUACAGAUGCUUCAAAUCAAUCGAUCUCCACUAAAUUAUUAAGUAUCGGUCCAAAUGCUCUCAUAUUAUUAAGAAAUUAUUAUAAUGAUUUCACCACUAUAGAUUGGGCAAAAGCUUUUAUACUGACUAAUAAAUUUAAUUACGAAUUAUUUAAAAAUGAAAAAUAUAAAGUUGAAAAUGGUCAAACUUCAAUCGUUCCUAUCCCAUUUUAUUAUAAGAUUUAUUAUGUAAUGGGGAAAUGGGUAUUAAUUGUUAUUAUUGGAUUUGUAUUCUCUUUGAUUGCAUAUACGAUUGAUAAGAUUGAAAUCUUAUUAGUUGGGUUCAAACAUGGAUAUUGUAAAACAAAUUGGUUUGCAAGUCAAGUUUCUUGUUGUUUACCAAAAUCUUCACCCAUCAAUAAUAAUAAUCCUUCUCCUCCAUUGCAUGUCAUGAAUGUAUUUAAAUCAGGAUACAUUUUCAAAUCGAAUAAUAUCCAAGAUCAAUGCCAAGAUUGGAUAUCGUGGUCAAAUCUAUUCGAAGAUCAUCCUAUUUAUAAUCGAUUCAGAUUUGAUUUCUUAAUUUAUGUGAUAUUAACCAUCAUAUUAGCUCAUUUUGCAUGCCUUAUUACAUUAACUACUAAAAUCACCAGUGGAACCGCCAUAACUAAUAAUCAAGAAAAUGUGGCUACUACUACUACAACUAAUAAUAGUGGAGAAAACUCAAGUAAAGAUGAAGUUCAUGAUAAAUUAUCAUCACCAGAAUUUCAAAUAACUCCAAAAGUAAUGUAUACCGCUUAUGGAUCAGGUGUACCUGAAGUUAAAACCAUAUUAUCAGGAUUCGUGAUUAGAAGAUUUUUAGGAACUUAUACAUUAAUUACCAAAACCAUCACUUUAAUAUUAGCCAUUGCCUCAGGUAUGGCAUUAGGUAAAGAAGGUCCUUAUGUUCAUUUAGCAACGGCAGUAGGAAAUAUCGCUACUAGAUUUUUCCCGUUCAUUUAUAACAAUGAAUUAUUAAAGAAACAAAUCUUAUCAGCUAGUGCAUCUGCUGGUGUAGCAUUAGCAUUUGGUUCACCCUUAGGUGGUGUUUUAUUCAUCCUUGAAGAAAUUAAUCAUUAUUUACCUUCUCAUCAAUUAUUCCAAGUUUUCUUUUGUGCUAUUAUGUCUACUUUAUUUUUGAAAUUUUUAAACCCUUACGGUACAGGUAAGACUGUUUUGUUUGAAUUGAACUAUACUUCAGAUUGGAAUGCGAUAGAAUUAUUAUUCUUCAUUAGUAUUGGAGUUUCAGGUGGGAUUUUUGGAGCGUUAUUCGUUAAAUUCGUGGGAUGGUGGCCUACGAAAUUUCGUCAAUUAAAAUUAAUUAAAAAUCAUCCUUUAUUUGAAGUAUUUUGUAUUUCAUUACUAACGGGUUUAAUCACAUUUUGGAAUAGGUAUACAAAACAAGCAUCUUCAGAAUUAGUCUUGGAUUUAGCCACUCCUUGUGAUGUGGAAUUAGAUUCAACUUUAUGUCCAACUACUCAUCCUCAAUACAUCACCGAAUUAAACUCAUUAUUAUUUGCAUUCAUAGUAAAAGUGGUUUUAACUUUUGUCACAUUCGGUUUGAAAUUACCUUGUGGUAUUUACGUCCCAUCUAUGGUGGUUGGAGCAUUAUAUGGGAGAAUAUUUUCCUUAUUCAUUCAAUAUAUGAAUUUUAAAUAUAAUUUAAGUAUUACUGAUAUUAAUACUUCUACAAGUGGAUCAAUUAUGAAGUAUAUUUGUUCAGCUGAUCGUGAAGAUGGUAGAUGUGUUGACUCUGGUAUUUAUUCCAUGAUUAGUGCAGGAGCAUUCAUGGCAGGGGUGACAAGAAUGAAUAUAACUUUGGUAACUAUUUUGUUUGAAUUAACCAGUUCUUAUACUUAUGUGUUACCGAUUUCUAUAGCUAUUGCAGUGGCUAAUUGGAGUGCGGGAUUAUUAGAGAAACAUUCAUUAUAUGAAGCAUUAUUGAUUAAGAAUGAUUAUCCCUUCAUGUCUGCUGAAAACGAAGCCAUUGAUCCAUUCAUGACAGCUGGAGAUAUCAUAACUGAUAUGGAUUCAUGUAAAUCAACUCAAUUAAACAUUGUAGAAGAUUUAAUGCAUGAUGAUGGAUCAGAUCUCAAAUUAUUCAUCGAUAUAACUGAUGCGCCAUACGUACCUAUUGGAACCUUACUUUCUAAAUUAAGACUAUUGGCCGAUAAAUCUUUAUUAGAUGGAUGUUUACCAUUAAUUAAAAAUAAAGUAUGUAUUGGAUUGAUAUACUUUUCCGAAUUGGAAUUAUGUUUGGAUAAAUUACAAGAAUUCAUUACCAAAUAUAACAUUGUUGAUGAAAUAUAUUGUAAAUUAUCAUCUGAUGUGAACUAUACCAAACUAAAUCAAAGACAAAUUAUCAUUAAUUAUGAAAAGCAUAAUGCAAAUAUUUUAAAGAAUUUAUUCACCAGUCUUAUGGAAAUUGAUUAUUUUAAUUAUGGAUCUAUAGAAAGAAAUGAUGAAAUUGAAGAAUUAUUUGAAGAAUUAAUCAAUUUAAUCCAAUUUAUUGAUUAUUCUCCUAUUUUUAUAAAUCAUGAUAGUGAAUUAAGUUUGGCUCAUUUAAUAUUUGAUAGAAUUGGUAAUCGAGUAAUUGUAUUAUUAAAAAAUGGUCAUUAUUAUGGAGUAUUACAUAAGAAAGUAUUAAUUGAUUAUUGUCGAAGAGAAGAAAAGAAGUAA
Molecule: messenger RNA, 3048 nt
Organism: Scheffersomyces coipomensis
Lineage: Eukaryota; Fungi; Ascomycota; Pichiomycetes; Serinales; Debaryomycetaceae
Gene: GEF2
Product: Gef2p
Exons: 2
Coding region: 1-3048 (1015 amino acids)
Biological process (GO): transmembrane transport; chloride transport
Cellular component (GO): Golgi apparatus; plasma membrane; early endosome
Molecular function (GO): voltage-gated chloride channel activity
Source: RefSeq, a predicted model, not a curated record